This is a messenger RNA of Saprolegnia diclina VS20, 3444 nucleotides long. RefSeq lists its product as hypothetical. The transcript has 17 exons. Bases 1 to 3369 code for a protein of 1122 amino acids. Lineage: Eukaryota; Oomycota; Saprolegniomycetes; Saprolegniales; Saprolegniaceae. Gene Ontology annotation, biological process: chromosome organization. Gene Ontology annotation, molecular function: protein binding; ATP binding; ATP hydrolysis activity. The record is from RefSeq and is a predicted model, not a curated record. Gene Ontology annotation, cellular component: chromosome.
AUGUUGGCCGCGGUGCAGACGAAGCGGUUCAAGUCGCUCGCGGGGACGCAGACCGUGGACCUCAGCGCGCUCGGAGGUACCAGCAUCGUCUGCGUCUUUGGCCGCAACGGCUGCGGGAAGAGCUGCCUCGUGGACGCCAUCGCCUUCGCCUUGGGCGCGCCGGCCAAGCAGCUCCGGGUCAUGCGUCUCGACGAGCUCAUCACGCACGGUGCGACCAAGCGCAGCACGUCUGUGGCGGCGACGCUCCAUGAUGGACUCUCGAUUCGGCGCAAAGUCGUCGAGGGCGCGGGCCAGUCGACGUACGCCAUGCGAACUGGCGACAGUGCAGUGUACGUCGCGUGCUCGGCCGACGCGGUCCGCAGCGCCUUGCAGAUGCGAGGAAUCAACAUGGCGGUUCAAGACCGAUUCAUCAUCCGACAGGCCAACACGAUCGCGGUCGCGCAGUACACGCCGCUGGAGCUCCUUGCCUUUUGCGAGCACAUCAUUGGCACGACCAGCUAUCGCCAGGAGAUUGAGGCUCUGCAAGGCAAGAUCGAUGGAGACACGGAUGCGCUCGCUGCGCUGGAGGCCGCGACGGUCGACUUGCAGACGCGCCAGGACCGGUUGCAGCCCUUGGUCGAUCAGUUUCUCGAAUGGACGCACGCUUGGGGACAUCUCGAGGACCGCCAAAUGGCGCUCGCAGCACAGGAGCAAGACGUGCUGCACACCCUUGUGACGCAUCUGGAGACCCACGAGAGUGACGCGCUCAAGCGACGCGCCGAGUUGACAGCGUCGGAUGCGAGCGACGCUGUUUCAGAAGGCGAGCUCCAAGGCAUGCUCGCGCAGCACGAGCGCGCGCUCGGGGACGCCAACGACCGCCGGCGUGUCUUGGCGCGAAAAAGAACGCAAGCCGCCUCUAAGCUCGCGCAGGUCCGCGCAGAUCUUGUCGUGCUCGCACGUGACGCAGACGCUGCGUCCACGGCGAGCGACCGAGUCGCCAAGAAGCUCCAAAGAGCCACCGCGUCCAAAGCUAAGUGCUUGCGAGACGUGGACGAUGCGGAGGCGGUGGUCAGCACACUGCGCGCCGAGCAGGCAGAGCUUCCCGAGGCAGCCGACACAACGAGCAGUGCUGCUGUAGUCGAGUGGGUUGAACGCAAAGCCGAGUGCCGCGCAGCACUCGACCGAUCGGUGGCGACGCUGGCGCGUCUUGAGGCGGAGAAGGCAGCCCUCACGGAAGCGCAGGAUCUGUCGCAGCGUGCAGUCGCCUCCACGAUCAAGGCGCUCCACGAAGCGGCCCUGCACCAGACAUACGUGGCCAAGAACCUGGCGGCUGCGCAAGAACGUCUGAGCCUCGCUCAAAACGAAUUGAUUAACAGCGACACUACACUGCGCACCCUCGAGCAUGAGCGGUGGCAGGUCCAAGAAGCCGCGCACGAAGCGUCAAGUGAUGGGUUUCGCCGCGCUGUCGCAGUGCUGCAGCGGCAACUCGGUGGCGAUGCUGUCUACGGUGUUCUCUGCGACCUCGCAACAGUUGAUCCGUGUCACGCGGCUGCCGUCAACAGCGUCCUCCAGCGGCACUUGAAGGUCGUUGUCGUGCGCUCGCGUGACGUUGGGCUUGCGAUCGUUGCGCACUUUCGCACAAACCGUCUCGGUCGGGUGACGUGCGCGAUCGUCGACGAGGUUGCUGGGUCGUGCGCGGACGACGCACCAGACGCUGUCUGCCGUCUCGUCGCUUGUGACGACGCCGUCCGACCCAUUUUUCACAAGUACUGUCAGUCGUGGAGCGUCGUGGCGACGUCGGAAGAGGCGCUGGCGCACCCGCGGACGAAGAAUGCCAACUACGUGACGCGGGAUGGCAAUUUGUUUCGAAGCGACGGCGAGAUCCGAGUGACGGCGCGCAACGGCGCAUCGGCAUGGCGCAUCCAGUCGAGUGCCGAGCGCGCGCCCGUCGCUUCCGACCCGCCGCUGCAGAAAGAACUUUGUCGGCUUGCUGGCCUCGUCAAUGCAGCACGCAAGACACGAUCGGUCCUCGAAGCCUCCCAAAUCUCGAUGCUCGCGGACGUGCAGCAAUUGGACUCGGCGUUGACAACAGCCAAGACGUCCGUGACGACACUCGAGCGCACGUUAGAAGGGCGACGCGCCGACGUUCUUCGCCACGAGAUGCAGCUGACGCGUCUCGGGCAAUUACUGAACGUUGCGCUCGUCGAUCGAGACCGCUGGACGCAAGCGUUGCGCCAACUCGACGCGAAGAUUUGCAUGGCAGCGCCCGACCACGCACUGAUUGAGCGCCGCCACGCCUGCGCCACGCGGCUUUUGCAGGCCGAGCGCCAUCAAGAGCACGUGGUCAGCGAGCUCGAGGCGCUGCCGCGAUGCAUUGCGGCCUUGGAAGCACAGCAGGUGCUUUGGAGCGACAAAUCGAGUGCGAUAGCGAGUCGAAAGGCGACGCUUCUCGAUCGGCUCGAGGCGUUGACGGUAGCCAUGGACGAGGCCGAAGCCUGUUGCGCUGCGCAGCGCACCGCCGCCGAAGCAUCCCGGAGCGCUCUCGCUGCGACGCGCGCUGAGAUGGACUGUCUGGCGCAGCGUCGAAAGACUUUGAACCAAGAACUUUCUCGUGUGCGUGCGAGCGUGGCGCAGAUUCGCGUUGACAUGGACACCUAUCGCCAUCGUCUCGGUCCGUGCGCAGAUCGCGAGGCGAGCAUGACGUUUCUGGAAGCAAAAGAGUCGUGGGCCGACGUCGUGGCGACGCGUACCCGUCUUUAUGAAACACGCCGGCUGCUCGAGCAGGAAAAGGCCACCAUGUCCAAGGAGGUCCUCAUUGAAGCAGCAGCCGUGCGUCACGAGCUGAUGGACACCGAGGAACGCGCCAAGAAUCUCGCCCAAGCGAUUGCGACGACGCUGAAAGCCCGCAACCACCUCAUGCACCAGCGCUACGUGACGCUUACGGAUGCACUCGCAACGCUCAACGUGCAUUUGCCUGAGAUGUAUCGGUCCCUUUGCGAGGAUGGCGACUGCUACCUCGGCUUCUCGCUCGACACGACCACGCUCUUUGGCGAAGGCAUUACGUUCCAUUGCAAACCCGACGAGCAGCAAUGGCGUCCGUUUGGUAGCCUCUCGGGCGGCCAACAAGUGCUCUGCGCACUCUCGCUGCUGCUGUCGUUCCAGGCAAGUUUUGUGUGCCCCGUCUUCAUCUGCGAUGAAAUCGACGCGGCGCUGGAUACGUACAACGUCGAGCGGCUCGGGAAGCUUCUGGUUGCGGCGGCGGCCAAGACGCAGUUUAUCGUUGUGUCGCACCGCGCCGAAAUGUGGAACCAGGCGCAUGCGUUGGUCGGCGUCUACAGCGUUGGUCGCGAGGGCAGCGCGAUCCUCCCAUGUCGCUUUCCUGCGCCGUAGUGUCGACGUCUUUAUGCUCAAUUAAGACUCAUUGAUGGGCCUCGGAAGAAUCAAAGGCGAGGGAGUGAUGUUGGU